AUGCCUUUUGUCUUUGGGGCCAUCACCUUGACGCUGAUCUUUGAGGCAGCGGGGCUUGUCGGGGGGUGGGCUCUAGUGGUCUCCGGGGUCCUGGAGCUGGUGAUCCUCAUGUGUGGGCUUUAUGGAGCGGCAUCCUUGCUCCUGAAAGGUGUCAUGCAACGUUACAUCCUCAAGGGCUUUGGGACCCCCCUUUUUGAUGUGCUGCUCCUGGGGACGGCCAACAACAGCAACUCCCAAAAAAUAGGAGAAGAAAAGAAGAAGAACACCCAAUAUGCUGAACCCAUGGCACUGGGAUACCUGUGCGACACAAUCUCUCCUUUCAUCUUUGCCGCCUUCUGCUUUGGCUACCUACCAUCCUUCUUUGUGGGCACUAUUUGGGUUACUAUCAACACUUUCUCCCAGCUUUUCUCCAGUUACUAUGCCUACCUACGAAAAGACGUCUACCACACAACCAAGUUUUGUCUGCACAGCACCUACUGGCUGGUGAAGUCAUGGGAGGAGUUUGUGCUGUCAGUUCUCAUCGACAGAGAGGGAGCGGUCAGCGGGCGAGAAAGGAUGGUUGGUGACUGGUUCUUCCUAGCGACCGCCAUUGUUCUCUGCUUGAUGUCACUCAACAUGGAUGUGCUAGAGGUGGCCCAUAACUUGCUAUUCCUCCUGCUCACAGUAUCCACAAUCUCCCAGAUCCCACUGGGGGACUACUACAUCUUCUUUGGGGUGAUCUGUAGCUUGUUCACAGCCCUGUCUCUCUACGGUACCUUUGCCCGACUCAUCAAUUCCAUAGGGGAGAAGACCUUGAUCCCUGUUGGGGUGCAGCCACUAUCCACAGAGAAGCUCCAGGAUGUUCUGGGACUCAUCAAACGGUGCUGGGUGAAACCCCAAGACCUCCCUCUCAGCACCGUUACAGAGCUACCUGAUGCCCUUUUCUAUGUGACCAAUGGCAUAGCUGCCCUCUCUGCCAUCCACAGCCAGGACGUGCACCCCACCAUCCUCCAUCUCACCGUCCCCUGGGUACUGAUCCCUGGAGCAAUCAUCCAGGUUUACGUGAGCCGACUGGACAUCCAGAAGGGAAGGCACUUUGGGCCCAUUAUCCCAUCCUGCUAUGCUGCCAUCUGGGCUACCUGGACCUGGUAUCGGUUUGCAGGUGUGUUACUUGGCAUUUCUACUGAUUUUGCUGGUGGAUUCACAGCUGGGGCUGUAGCUUUCUUGGUAAUUAAUGGCUUCCUAAUGAUUAUAGGUGCCUAUGUAAAUGUUGUGCUGCUGUUGCUGACUCUUGUCAUGGAGGUGAUUGUGGUGUGUUUCCUGCUCUCCACACUGGACAGACUGCCUUACCAACUGGAAAUUGUGAUGCUGGCCAUCUUCUCUUUGAUCUGUUUGUAUGGUACUCUGGCCUCCCUUGGAAAUUCCAUCUUCACAAAGGAGCUGCUGCCUCUCGGGCCCCCACUGCUGAAGGCUACACAGGAAAAAGCUGACAAAACUCCCCCUCCUCCUCCUUGUUCCAUCACCACCUCAAGAAAGACUAGUGGGCUGCUGAGCAUCUCAAAACUCUUGGAUGCCAGUGGGGUCUGUGGUGUUCCCACCGAUACUGUGUACGCAUUGGCAGCAUCCUGCAAACACCCACAGGCAAUAGAGAAGAUCUACAAUAUCAAGGAUCGCCCACGCUAG
Molecule: messenger RNA, 1662 nt
Organism: Acipenser ruthenus (sterlet)
Lineage: Eukaryota; Metazoa; Chordata; Actinopteri; Acipenseriformes; Acipenseridae
Exons: 6
Coding region: 1-1662 (553 amino acids)
Biological process (GO): regulation of translational fidelity
Cellular component (GO): cytoplasm
Molecular function (GO): nucleotidyltransferase activity; tRNA binding; double-stranded RNA binding
Source: RefSeq, a predicted model, not a curated record